Blepharisma stoltei is the source of this 411-nucleotide messenger RNA. The record is from the annotation of a GenBank genome assembly. NCBI's taxonomy places the organism in Eukaryota, Ciliophora, Heterotrichea, Heterotrichida, Blepharismidae.
AUGUCAAUUAAAGACCAAAAUCAAGUAAAAGAGCCUCAAGUCAAAGCUGAAAUUGCAUUAGGAAGAUCAAUGGAAUAUCUAAAAGAAAGCCGAAGCUGCAAAGUUUGUGGAGUUGAAUACACGUCAAGUUUAGAAAUAAUACCUCAUUUAUAUAGAGAGCACCCAAAGUGUAAAGAUUGCAAACUUCGAUCUUUAUCAGUUGAAGAUCAUAUUCUCCACAGACUUGAAAAGCAUCUUAGUGAUAUAAGGCAAGCAUUUCAGACAUCUUAUGGAAUUAAAAAAAGUAUUGGUUUAAGGCAUGAAUGCUCAGUAUGCUCAGCUGUUUUUACCAGGAAAACUUAUGCGCUUGUGCAUAUGGCUAAAAAGCACCCUUUAAUUGUUUCAUUAUUUAACUCUGACAGCACAUUUUAA